AGUAGAUAUAAUGAUAGAAAUAAGGGACUUAAGGGAGAGAAGAAGUAAGGUUAGGUUAUUAUUGUUGUUGUUAUUUUGUUAUCAAAAUCGAUUAUUAUGUCUGGGAAUGGGACGGGACUUUGUAUUGUUUUCACAUUCUUUGUUUACUUUUAACUUUAAAAAUUGGAUAGUGAUAAUAUAAAAAAUGUUUUUUUAAGCAUUAUCAAUCAGUCAGAAUGUUGCUUUCUCGAUUAAGACUUGUUACAUUUGAUGUAACAGACACAUUAUUAAAAUUUAAGUUAUCCCCAGGGCAGCAAUACGGGGAGAUUGGUGCAUUGUAUGGAAUUACCUGUGAUAGAAAAGAAUUGAGUAAGAAUUUUAAAAAACAAUGGCACAAAAUGAACUUAGUCCAUCCCAAUUUUGGAUGUCAUACUGGAUUGGGUUGGGAGAAAUGGUGGAAAAUGAUAGUUAUAGAAACUUUUAAAGAUACUAAAGUAAAUGUUGAAGAUAAAAAAUUGAACGAAAUUGCUUGUCAUUUGAUAGAUCUGUAUAAAAUUUCUGAUUGUUGGAAAGUAUGCGAAGGAGUAAAUGGACUUUUAUCCUACAUAAGAAGUAAAAGAGUCCCAAUGGGUAUUAUAUCAAAUUUUGAUCCCAGACUUACUACCACAUUGACCAACAUAAAAUUAAGGCAUUACUUUAACUUUAUCUUAACUUCAUAUGAAGCAGGAUUUGAAAAACCAGACGAAAAAAUUUUUCUGCAAGCCAUGAAUUCAUCAAAAUUAAAACAGUUAAAACCUGGAGAGUGUUUACAUGUUGGAGAUCAAAUAUCUUUAGAUUACAAUGGUGCUAAAAAUUCUGGAUGGAAUGCAAUUUUAAUUAAUAAUACUCAAGAACAGUGCCCGAAUAUUGACCCAACUCAUGUGUUUGAUAGUUUAUUUGGAUUACACAAACAUUUUGUUCAAACUUCUAGUGAAAAAUUGGUUUCUCAUACAUUGUAGGGACCAUUUAUGUAUCUAUACUCUAUAAACUCUCCUGCCAAAUGAAAACUAUUUCUGGAAAUGAUUUUAUAUCCAUUUAAGCAAAAUCAUCUUAUACUAAAAGUCUCUUAGAAAGCUGCUAUGGCAUUCGGUUGGAGAAUGAAUAUAAAGGAACUAAAAGUAUAUUGUUUCAAAUUCAAAUUAUUCUUGGAAAAGCAUUAAAAUUUGACAAAGCAUGUCAAAAACUUGAAAAAAAAAUGUUUAUUGGUUCUCCAAGUGAAAUGCUUGUGAUUUAAAGUGGUCAGUUUGUUAUUAGAUGCUUAGUUACUGUGCCAAAUUUGAACUUUUUUGAAAUAGGAUACAUUUUUGAGCGAAUGUAAUUUAGGUUAAGAUCAGCAUACAAUCACAUCUAUUAAAUGGGGUUUCCAUUUGGUAAAAGAGGUUUUGGACAUUGUGAAUACCUUGAAAGCCAUGAAUUUGUUUAAUUUUCAAAUAUUUAUUCCCAUUCUGCUAAACCACAAAUUAUUUUUUUUCACAUAUAAGCUCU
This is a messenger RNA of Psylliodes chrysocephalus, 1503 nucleotides long. The record is from the annotation of a GenBank genome assembly. NCBI's taxonomy places the organism in Eukaryota, Metazoa, Arthropoda, Insecta, Coleoptera, Chrysomelidae.